Cryptomeria japonica (Japanese cedar) is the source of this 1239-nucleotide messenger RNA. Its product is annotated as polyglycine hydrolase-like. The coding region runs from base 1 to 1239 and encodes 412 amino acids. NCBI's taxonomy places the organism in Eukaryota, Viridiplantae, Streptophyta, Pinopsida, Cupressales, Cupressaceae. The transcript has a single exon. The record is from RefSeq and is a predicted model, not a curated record.
AUGGUCUUCAAUCUCGCGAUCCUUAUCUUCCCUCUUUUUCUCUCAAAUUCAAUCUCUGUACUGGCUGAAGUGCAGAAAGAUUACCCAGAGAUGGCAAAAUUUGAUGAAGUAAUGAAGAUGCUCAUGCAAUACAGCAAUGUCCCAGGCGCCCAACUAGCCGUAGCAAAAGGCGGCCAGCUGAAAUACUCAAAAGCAUUCGGAGUAGCCAACAAAGAGAGUGGAGAACUCGUCCGCACAGACAACAUAAUGAGAUACAACAGAAUUUCCAAAGUCAUCACAGGGACUGCCAUAGCGAAGCUUGUUCAGGAGGGAAAGCUCAGUCUCAACGACAAACCAUUCCGUCUUCUCCAGCAUCUCGAACCCCCCAAGGGCGACACCGCCGACAGCCGGUUAUUGAAUAUCACGGUACAGAACCUGUUGCAACAUAGCGGCGGCUGGAACGUGUCGUUGACCGGCAUCAACAUUGUUUCGGAGCCGGCCACCUUGUACGCCGCUCAAGCCCUGGACCGUCCGUCGCCUCCUUCGCCGGAAGACGCCAUUCGCUUCAUGAAAGCCCUGCCGCUCGAUUUUGAGCCCGGAUCAGCCAUGGAAUACUCCAACUUCGGUUACAUCGUGCUAGGGCGGGUGAUCGAGCAUGUGACCGGAGUGGCUUACGGGCGCUAUGUUGAAGAGAAUAUUCUUGGUCCCUUGGGAAUCAGGGGCAUAAAAUUGGGGCACACGCAGGUGAAUCGAAGGGCGGAGAAGGAGGUAAUGUAUUACGGUCGCAACGGAGAAGAUACUCUCUGGGUUUCUAUAUUUCCCGGUGAGGGUUUCGUCAACGCGAGCUACGGCCUCCUGGACUACAGUAGUCUGGAUUCCGUUGGCGGCUGGAUCGGAAGUGCCGGAGGCAUUGUGAGAUUUGUUGACCAUAUCGAUGGGCUCCGGCAGCCGGCGAUUCUGCAGGAGGAUAUGGUGUACACCAUGCUUAAUGCAGAAAGACCUGGGAAGAAGCGUUCGAAAGGACUGUUUGUGGGUGUUCGCGUGGAUCGAGACGGAAAAAUACAAAGUUUUCAACACAGUGGAGCGGCCCCAGGAGCUCAUUCCCAUUUCGUGCGAUUGACGAAGGAGAACAUUACGUGGGCGUAUCUACUCAACACUUGGCCUUUACAAGACGAGUUUGUGAAUAUUGCAGCUGGUAAUCUUAGCGAGGUUGCGAGGAGCAUCCAGAAUUGGCCUGAUUAUGACUUGACGGCGGUCUGA